AGGGAGGAAGGGAGGGGGGGCUGGAGGGCCGUCCGGAGCCUCCCCCUUCCUGCCCGCAGUUCCCCGGGCCCGAGUCCCAAGCAAGGGCCGCCCAGAUCCGCGGCGGAGCUUUGGCCGAGCGGAGCAGGGACCGGCUGCAGAGGGCCUCCCACCAGAAAGCAAUGUGUUCAGGACUAGACAGCUGUCAACAGUAGUAGAGCCAAAAGGGAAUGAGCAACCUACCCAAGUCCAGACUCCCACAAGUUCCCAUCCACACCAGUCCCCAGAGGAAGCAGCAGACCCGGAAAGAGCUGCCCAAAAAGAAAAGCUCCAUGAGGAGCUGAAGCGAGUUCUUCAGAGGAAGGGCGAAAGCCAACGAAACACCGAAGAGACUGUGGCUGGUGAGGAGGAGGAGGAAGAGCCACCAUUACUGUCUUUGAGUCCUCCAAGCGAGAUGGAGGCCAAAGUCAGUGCCAUGGAGAAGACCAUUGAGACCUCUGAAUUGCUGGAGAUCAUUGUGGAGACAGAAGCAGAAGCUGGGGUCAGCGGGAUGAGCGUGGCCGGAGGCGGGCGGGAUGGCCUCUUUGUGAAGGAUGUGCUGAAAGACUCUCCAGCGGCACGGGCACUGAGCCUCAAGGAAGGUGACCAGCUCCUUAGUGCCAGAGUAUAUUUUGACAACAUAAAGUAUGAAGACGCCUUGCAGAUCCUGAAGUGCGCUGAGCCAUACAAGAUCUCCUUCUGCUUGAAACGGACGGUGCCCAGUGCAGAUGUCUCCCGCAAGCCCGGCACCUCCACCUUUGAAGUCAGAGGCCCCAAAGCAAAGAUAGCCAAGCUGAACAUCCAGAGCCUGUCAUCUCUAAAGAAGAAGAAGAAAAAGAAGGUGACAAAAGGUUUGGCAAAGGACCUGCAAGAGACAGCAGACCUUCACGGCAGCAGGGACCUGGCUGGUGGAAAACUGGAGAUCGCACCAGUUGACGUGGAGUUCUCCCUGCCCAAGUUUUCCAAGCUGCGCAAGGCCAAGAGUGCGGGUGAGGUGGCAGUCGCUGAACCAAGCCCAGACGUUUCCCCCUGGCUGUCAUCUCUGGAGACUAAACGCCGAAAACUGAAAUUCCCUAGGCUGAAGGUUAAGGAAGCAGCAGCUGCCGCUGCAGCAGGUAGAACAAGAGUCGAAGUACCUGAGAGUCAUCUGGAAGUGGGCCUGCCGAAGGUUGCCAUCGGGGUGAAAGCUGCUACCAAAAAAGAAGGUGAAGGGAAGGUGUCCAGGUUCACAGUCCCAUUCACCAAGGCUAAGAAGGCUAAAGAAGAGGCAAGGAGCAAAAUAGAAACUGGGUUCCAGGCCCCUCAGGUAGAACUUGACCUUCCCUUGCCUAAAGCUGGGCCUGGCAGAGAGUCACCCAAAACUGGUGCCAAAGCAGAAGAUUUCAAGAUUCAAGCACCUCAGAUUGGGUUGCCCAAAAUGGAGGUGGUGCUGCCCAAAGUAAGUACUGUAGGGAUGGAAGUACUAGAAGGUGGUCUCCAAGCAGGGCUGAAGCUCCCCACGGCAGAAGUGGCAGCGCCUAAGAUAGAUGUAGACCUCAGCUUCCCCAAACUGGAAGGCUCAUCUCCCCCAGAGGUUGUCCCCAAAGGAGAAGGCUUCCGAAUCAAAGUCACCAAGUUUGGUAUCUCUGCGGAAGAUGUCAAGCUGAAAGUGCCCUCGGCCAAAGCCCCAGUCCUAGAAGUCUCCCUGGAAAAAGACAAGGUGAGAUCCAAAGAUUUGGCGGAAAAGCUGACAGCAGGAGUGACAAUGCCAUCUUUGGAUGUGGAGGCCCCAUCCGUGGAGCUAGAGCUCCCCCUGCCCAGAGGGAAAGCUGAAAUGAAAGCUCACAAGACCAGAGUUGAAGUCCCAGAUAUCGCCGUCAAGGUCCCCUCCAUCAGCUUCGGCAAGCUGGUCUCCAAAGCCCCAGAAGAAGGGGAGAGCAGAUUGCCUCAAGUGGAAGUCAGUCUUGGAAAACCAGAGAGCCCCAAAAUAAAAGCCAAAGGCCCCAAGAUCCAAAUUCCGGGAUUUGGGAUUUCCUUGGCAGAAUGCAGGUCAGAUAGCAAAGAGACUGUUUCCAAAGGGGCAGCAGAGAGUAAGGUGACAUUUCCAGGGAUGAAGAUGCCCUCCCUUGACAUCUCGGUCCCCAAAGUCAGUGACAUGCAACUUCCAAAGGCCAUGGGAGAACUGGCUGCCCCCUUCGAUCGGGCAAAGUCUCAGGAGGCUGCCGAAGAGCCUGGCUUCAGAUUCCAGGUGCCCCAAGUGUCACUUCCCAAAUUUGACCUUCCUGCCAAGGCGACACCUUCUCCAUCCCUCCUAACCCACACCAAAUUCCCAAAGCCAGAAGGUGAUGUGAGUGUGAAAGUCGGUGUCCCAAAAGUGGAUCUUGUCUUACCUGAUGUUCAGCUUCCCAAAUCACAGUGUCAAAAAUCAGAAUUGGACAUCUCAGUGGAGGAGCCCAAAGUAGAAAUGGCUGUCCCCUCAGCCAGGCUGAGCUUUCCUUCCGGCACGGUGCCGGCAUUAGGAAUUGGCCUGCCCAAAGUUGAAGUUGGCUUGGAUUUGCCAAAGGUGGAAAGAGAGCUUGUAGUCUCUGAGCCGCUGCCACCCAGGGACCAUGAGAUGAAGCUGCAGUUCCCCAACUUCGGGGCUGUGAACAAAGACCUGGGGGUGGAACUCAGUGUCCCCACAUGCCAGCCUGAUCAGCUGGAGAUGGAGCCAAGCGUGAGGACCUUUGAGGGGCCAGAUGUCAGCGGGAUGGUCGCCAGAAUUCCUAAAGUGGAUCUUGCUUUGGGGAAAGAGUUGCUAACAGCUGAAGGAGAGCGGGGCCUAGAGAUUGGCUUGGACCUGAAGGAAAAAAUCUUGCCAAAGAUCAGCUUAGGACAAGCAGGCUUGGCUGCGGGAGCCAAAGUGAAGCUACCCUCUGUAGAGAUCCCGACUAUCACUAUCCCAGAUGUGACCAUUGAGAGCAAUAAAGUCCUCGAGGCUGAAUCAAAACAGAAGUCUCCUAGAUUUGCCCUCCCGAAGUUCAACAUUUCUGGCCCCAAGGCCCAGAAAGUGAGCCCAGAGGCAAAGUUGAAAAUGCCAAAAUUUGGAAUCUCAUUCCCCAAGUCCAAAUGGGGAGCAGAGGUGGAAAGCCCCAAAUUAGCUCUCAGCGUUGAAGGGAAGGCUCCCAAAGAGAAGUCUGAGCCUCGGGUGGGUUUGGAUUCUUCUGAAAGCAGGAUGAAAUUGCCCACUAUGGAAGUUGAGGUGCCCAGCAUGGCUGUGGACAUCAGCCUUCCCUCAGGGAAGACAGAGGAGUGGCCUAGUAAAGAAGCUGCAGGCCCUUCCCCUGAAGUUGGUAUGGACCUCCCAGAUGUCAAGCUGAAAAUGCCCAAAUUACUGUUGCCCAGAUUUGGGGCCAAAGGCAAAGAGGGGGAUCUGGAGCUCAAGGGCCGGGAGGCAAAGCUGCCAGAGAAAGAGGCCAAAGCCAAAAUGCCCAAGUUCAAGAUGCCAUAUUUUAGCAUGAUGCGCAGAGAUGUGGAGAUCUCAGGCCUAGAAGCAGAAGCAAAAAUCAAGAAAGAUUCCAAAAGUCCCAAGGAGAAAGGUCCAUCUGUGAAGAUGCCCUCUGUGAAAAUGCCAACUCUGCAGCUGUCCUCUCCUAAGCUGGAAACGGAUCAAGGGAAGCUGCAGAUCCAGGCUCCAGAACUGGGAGUGAAAGUCCCCCAGGUAGAGCUACCCAGGAUUAGCACCAAAGAUGGCAAAGCAGAGGGAGGGCUGCUUAUGGGGUCUGAGAGUCCCACCUUCAAGGUUAAGAUGCCAUCCCUAGAGAUUGCUGUGCCCAGCCCCAGAGUGGAAGAGGAGCUGGAGAAGCCCAUGGUGGACGUCUCAGAGGCUGACAUCAGAGGAUAUGAGGGAGAACUAAAGAUCCCCAGUGUGCCUUCCAUCUGCAUUUCUGCCCCCAAAGUUGAGCUGGACAUUGGUCUGCCCACCGCUGGCCCCGACGAGUCCAUCUCACAUGGCGCUACAAGUGCAGAUGCCAAGAUCAAGUUGCCAAAGGUGGAGUUGCCCAAAUUUGGUAAGGGUGAGGAUGGUGGGGUAGUGGAAGCAGGAGUACAGCUGAUGGGACACAAGUUCAGCCUUGGGCGAGAAGGGGAGAAAGAGCCGGAAGGAGCAGCAGAAGGCCAUAUUCUGGGCUCCAAGGUACGGAUGCCCAAAGUAGACAUCUCCUUGCCCAAAGCUCGGCUUUCUGAUGCAGAGCUACCCCUAACUGAGGGAGAGGGGGUGGCUGAAGGAACUGAGGGUAAAUUCAAGAUGCCUUCGGUUGGGCUGCCAAAGUUCUCCACCCCUAAAAUGAAGGCUCCUGAGGUAGAGCUUGACAUGAGUUUGGAAGCAGCAGGGAAAAUGCCCAGGGUCAAAGUGAGCAGUCCUGCCAUUAAAUUGCCCAAAUUUGGGGGUUCCAGCUCUGAUGGAGAAGGGGAGCCUGAGGUGGAUGUGCCCAGGGUCCCACAGCUUGAGUUGAAAGCUCCCAAACUCCGAGGCAGUGCUGAGAUGCUGAGCCUGGAAACUGGGACGAAAGAAGCCAAGAUCAAGAUGCCCUCACUCCCCAUUGGCUUUGGUCUAGGCAAGGCAGAAGCUGAGACUGGGCUGGGCGUUGAUGAUGGCAAGUUCAAGUUGAAAUUCCCAUCCUUGAGCAUCUCCAAGGCAGGCCCUGAGUCGAGCACAGAUACUCAGCCCCUCUGCCCUCCUGCUGAAGAGGCAGACUUCUCUUUCAAAAUGCCCCAGAUUGCCCUGCCACAUGUGGGGUUCUCAGUGGACUACGAAGGGAGGAAGGAAGCAAAGGAAGAAUUGGGGAAACUAACAGGUAUGACUGAUCUGGAAGUGGAUGUGGGAGGGUUUGAAGGCAGGCUGAAAAUGCCCAAAAUCAAAAUGCUGGCAUUUGGCACACCAGGUGCCAAGGGAGACACAGAUGUGGCAACAGCUUCUCCUCCAAGACAUCGACGGGGCUCAGGAGAAGGAGAUCUGGACGAGAAGAAAGCAGCCUUCAAGGUGCCUGGUGUAGAGAUUUCAGCCCCAAGCCUCAAAACCCACGCUGAAUAUGAUGUUGAGGAGACCCAGCUCAGGUAUGCUGGCUCUCAGGAAUUGGAAGGGGCCAGUAAAAGAGGCCGCAUUGGCAGCGAUGGUCGGAAGAGCCCAGUAGGCAAAGGAGAGGGAGCCAGUGCUGAUGCAGGGAAGAAGUAUAAAGUGAAGCUCCCCAAAUUUGGACUUUCUUUGGCCAAAGCAGGAUUUGAAGCUGAGGAAGGCACCCCAGGGCAGGAAUCGGAGACUAAAGCCAAAAAACGCAUGUUUGCCCUGGGAAGGUCCAAGGCAAAGGGUUCCGAGGGUUCCCCCAGCCUCCUUGAGAGAGAGGAGGAAGGGGAUGGCAAGGGCAUGAUGGCCAAACUCAAGCUCAAACCCUCUUUUGGAUUAUCUCUCUCCAAGCCCAAACUGGGGGUGGAGGUCAAUGGAAACCUGGAGGAGGCUUCCUCCAAGCUCAAGGUGCCCAAGCUGGGCUUCUCCACAACAGAGGAGAGCGCCCAGCAAAAUGGGGAACAAGCUGAAGUCUCGCUGCAGGAUGGGUCCCAAGAGAGCAAGGGGAAGAUGGGCAAAAUCCGUCUUCCUCAAGUGGAACUGUCAUCCCCCUCCAAGGUGGCUGAAACUGACCACGAGUUGAACCUCAAGCUGGUGAGGGCAGAAGAGACCAAAGAAGAUACCCAUGGCAGUGGUGGAGGCACCUUUUCAGCCUUGAAGUUCAAGUCACCCAAGAUCACCUUCUCGGGCUUCAAGAAACGGAAUGGGGAGAUGGAACCAGGAGCUGUGGUGUCUUCCGCUGCCCGAACAGAGAUGGCUUCGUUGGAAAUGGGCGAGGCAGGGUCCAAGGGGGAGAGGUCUCCCAAAUUCCGAUUCCCUAAACUGGCACUGAGUCCUAGAUCCCAUGGGGUUUUGGAGAUCACCCCUGAGCAUCCAGAGGACGAAGCACGGUUGAAAAUCAGGCUGCCCGAUGUGGGUUUCUCUGGGGAACUUAGCUCUGAGGAGCCGGGCUUGGAGACCAGGUUGGGAACGGCAAAGGUUGGGACCAAAUCAGAGGGAGGGGCAGUGUCUUCAGUGUGAGGAGCAAGUGAGAGUUAGCCUGGCAGAGUUGUGCCGACCUCUCAUUUUUCCUUUAUAAUGUUUAGCACUAACAGUAGUGAGGCAGGCUUGGCACCAGCCAGGAGCAGAUGAAGGAAGAGAGAAAAACAUUUGGGCAUGCUUCUGUUGCUUGUGUCUCUCCCAGCAUGUUCCCUUUAACAUCCCCUUUCUGGAGGCCACCGAAGCUCCAUGCUUAGAAAUUGGUUUUUUUUCUCUCUCUCUCUGGAAAAUCAAUGUGAAUAAAUUCAAGUCCCAUCCUUUACUGUCUUAUUGUCAAGGGCCUGCUUCAUGCCAACCUCCAAGCAAACUUGUUUCCUCCCUGAACUGUGUUUUCACCCCUUCAUUUCUGUUGUCUUCCCUUGUGAGUUUUGGGACCACGUUUGAAUUUCCCUAUCUUUGCCUUUGGAAACAGGUGACUUUGGGAAGACUUGGUUAUAUGUUACAGAACUAACUUAAGAACAAGGGGGGAGGUGUGUGGUUUUGUGAGCAGAGUGAAUGAGGUAUCUAGAGAGGAGGAAGUGGUGGUCAAUAACAAAAUGUUCUUCCUUAGAAAAUUAUAGAGUUAAUGAGAAUCCCAGGGGUCUUCGAGUCUAACCCCUUUCCAAUACAGGAUCUAAAAUAGAUAAGAUGUUGGAGUGGAGGUGAGCCAGAAAAUGGAGGGAUGAGCAGGUCUGAGACCCAGGCUUAGUUGGACGACAGAAGCCAAUUCAAGGGAGUUUUGAGCAAAGACAAGGCUCCUAACUGACUGGGAAAUACUGUAUCCUGUUUAAUCUUAUCCUCAGUUGACCCAGAAGAGCCAGGGCUCUUGGGUUCCUGUGGGGUUAUUGCUAUGCUUUGUUUUUAGGGUGAUUCAGAGGUUGAGCUAGCAGUGCCAAAGGUUGCCUGGGUGCAAAAUGAGAGCUGUUUUUCUGAACCAAGAAUCUCUGUUAUCUACACCCCCUUCCAUAGAUCGUUCUCUCCAUUCUCAAAGUCCCGUUGCUGCCUCAACUCUCUCAUCUCUCUUCCUCCUUCCUUAACAACACAAUAAAACAUCAUAGACCAUUAGCACCAUGCAAUUUGUGCCCAUAUCUUCUCCACAUUACCCUAGAGAAAACUGGAAUUUUCAGAAGACGUUGCUUGUCAAAGCAACUAGGUCACAAGUGACAUCUGCUGAAAUUCUCUCUUCAGCACAAUCUUGAAAGAGACAGAAGCCCCUUUUAACUUUUAGUCUGGGCAACCCUAGCUAAAAAAUUGACAUAGAUCACAUAACUGUUGUUGUCGAUGGGAGUUUUUCAUCUCUUAGUUAAGGAAUAAAAAAAACUUUUGGAUAGUUUCCAAAGAAGUAGCCCUGUUAGUGUAAUGCAACUUUAAAAAUAUGCUUUAUUCCUCAGGCUUUCCUGUCACUCUGUACUGCAUCCAAAGAAGUGGGAUUAUAUCCACAAGAGCUCAUGCUAAAACAAAACCCAGCUAGUCUUAAAGGUGCUGCAACAUUCCUUUUUUUGUUCUCUUUGUUUUCUUUUUUAUGGAAGUUUGGGAGAAACGCAGAGAAUUUUCUUUGGGAUAUGAGAGAGGGAUGAGGGUGGAAAUGAGAGAUUUUCAAGAUCCCUUAUGUGUUCCUACCAAAAACAAAAGGCACCUUUGCUGUGCCAGAUUUUCAAGAUGGUGGUUUUCAUCAGCAGCCCCAAGUGUAUUUCAUUUAGAUUGUAAAAUAUUUUACUGGUUUGGAGAGAGGGGGCGACCCAUUGCAUUUGCUUUUCAAGAGAAGCGUGUGAAAUGCAGUGGUCACAUUAAGGUGUUUACAUUUAGGGCAGAAAGCAGUGUAGAGGGAUUUGGGAGUGACAAAGGAUCUGUAUUCCUUCAAGCGAGUAAGGGGGGGAGCGAGGGACAGAAAUAUUGUCUUGUCACUCUGAGAUGUACAGAAAUCUUUUGUUCUAAUUGUUAACUACUUCAUCCUGCCGUGAUGGGCUUUCCUAUAACUUGCCGCUAAAAGAAAAAUCCCAGUAACUGCCUCUUUGCCAGAUUGUCUGUUGAAUUAAUUACCUUUUAAGUGAAGAAAGACAUUACACUGUAUCUCAGAUACACUAUACUACUGCUGCUUUUGUUUUGUUUUGUUUUCUAUUCUGGGUUUGAAUAAAAAAUUAAUAUGUGGACUGAC
Molecule: messenger RNA, 8270 nt
Organism: Anolis carolinensis (green anole)
Lineage: Eukaryota; Metazoa; Chordata; Lepidosauria; Squamata; Anolidae
Gene: prx
Product: periaxin
Exons: 7
Coding region: 434-6118 (1894 amino acids)
Biological process (GO): peripheral nervous system myelin maintenance; regulation of RNA splicing
Cellular component (GO): cytoplasm; nucleus
Molecular function (GO): protein binding
Source: RefSeq, a predicted model, not a curated record